Lytechinus variegatus (green sea urchin) is the source of this 8856-nucleotide messenger RNA. Its product is annotated as golgin subfamily A member 4-like. The coding region runs from base 58 to 7800 and encodes 2580 amino acids. Lineage: Eukaryota; Metazoa; Echinodermata; Echinoidea; Temnopleuroida; Toxopneustidae. Gene Ontology annotation, cellular component: Golgi apparatus. Gene Ontology annotation, molecular function: small GTPase binding. The transcript is spliced from 28 exons. The record is from RefSeq and is a predicted model, not a curated record. Gene Ontology annotation, biological process: Golgi vesicle transport.
ACGCUAAAAAUUGUUAUCGUCAUUUGUCGUGGAAAUUGGUAAAGUCCAACCACCAUCAUGUUUAAAAAGAUGAAAAAGCAGAUAGAGGAGAAGGAGGCCAAGUCUCCUCUUCGUCCUCCGGAUCAAAAGAAGGGAAUAAACCAGCCCAUCAAGUCCCCAGGUGUCGGAAAUACCAGUACUAGUUCCACUCCAUCCUCGACACCAGAUUCGAAACCUGAUCGGGAUUCCCUAAAUUCAAGGAGGCCCCAGACCCCCAAUGACAAGACACCCAGCGGUGCGGAAGCCAGACCUAGAACCCCUUCCUCCAGCAGUACUACACCAGGAACCCCUAACCAGGGACCUCAGAACAAAGUCAAUACAUCAUCAGCUCCGGAGGCUGAACAAGCCAUCAUCAAACAAUCAACACCCUUGGAAAAUGCUGCAACACCGCCUCGGCCUAAGCAGGGUGCACCCCCAUCCCUGGGUGAAAGUCCCCUCUUCCCUCAGUACCAGGCCCCUACCAGCGUCUAUGAAGCGCCCUCUGAUACAGAGAGCGAGAUGGAAGAAUCGGGAUUGACCAUGGAUUCCAUGAGAAAAGAAGAGCUGUUCCAGCGCUAUAAGCUCAUGGAGAGGAGCUUGGUCAAAUACAGGACAAGAUAUAAGGAGGCCUCAUCAGCAUAUAGAGACUUACAAAAGGAAAAUGAGAAAAUCAAGAAUAUCAUGUCACAAACUCAGGAUAAAGCACUCAGGAGAAUAUCAGAACUCAAAGAGGCAGCUGAACUUGACAGGGGUGCCAAGAUGCACAUGGAAGAAACAUUCCGUUUAUCUCUCGAAGAGAAAGAUGAGAUGGUGAAAGUACUACAAACACAGGUUAAAUUAUUGAAGACAGGAAAGAGUGUUGAUGAGACUGAUAGCUCAGAUAAACCUCCUGCAAGCCCCUCUACCCCAUCAGCCUCAGGGGAGGGUGAUGCUGCUACCAUGGAAACAGUCAACAACCUUAAAGAAAAGGUCAAACGCUUAGAAAACUUGCUUGGAAAAUGUAAAGAAACCAUUGGCAAGAACAAAGAGAGGACAGCCCAGCUUGUUAGUGAGAAAGAAGCUACUGCAAAAGAACUAGAACAAUUAAAGGAGCAGCAUAGUCUGGAGCAAGCCAAGUUUGCCGAGAAACUGAGCAAGGCCAAGGACGAGCUUGACCAGUCCGUCGAGGAGAAGGCCCUGGCCAUUGCAGAAACCAAACAGAUGAUGCACGGUGAGCUUGAAAACAGAGAGCAGCAAAUCUCAGAGCUGAGGAGCAAAGCCCAGGCUGCUGCCAAUGAAGCUGAGAUGCUCAAAGCAGAGGGAGAGAAGAGCAAGAAGCAAAUUGGAGAGCUAAAAGCAGAACUAGAGAAGCAGUUAUCUGAAUCGGAGGCUCGGAGUGAUCAAGAGAAGCAGAGUCUAGCCCAAGAGCUCUCCAGGGGAAAACAAGCCGUCAUUAGUCUCAUGCAGAAGGAGAAGGAUGAUCUGAAGGAGGAGAUGUUGAAGGAGAAAGAAGCAGCAAUCCAGGAGAGAAACAAACAUUGGGAGGUUGUCAUGGAAACAAAACAAAAGGAAUACCAAGAAUCGCUCCAUGCCAAGGAUCGUGAACAUGAACUGGCAUUACAGAGACACACAGAACAACAGCAAAGGAUACUGAAAGAGAAGGAAGCAGAGAUGAUGAUGGCUAUCGAGGAAAGAGAACUUCAGAAAAUGGCCGCCGUCAGCGCACAGGAUAACCAGAAGGACGAACUUCAGAGAAUUAUUGAUUCCAUGAAAUCUGAGAAGUUGGAGCAGGACUCGGCGCUGGAGCGGCUGCAGGAGAAGUACAAGGUAGACACCAAGGAGCUCAGAGACAAGAUAGAAGACAUCGCAUCUAGGAGCAAGGCGGCCAUCGCCAAACUCAGGGCGCAACAGAGUGAGGGUACACAAGAACUCAACCAUAGACACGAGGAAGAGAUGGCCAAUAAGAUUCAAGAGCUUACACAGGAGCAUCGGAACUACGUAGAGGAACUUAGACAGCAGCAUCAGGAGGCCUUAGAAGCUGCCAAUGUGGAAUCAGAGAAACUCUACAAGCAACAGAUGAAUGAUUUGAAACAGAAUCACGAGAAGGUCGUCCAGGAGAAGGUUGAUCAACUCCAGAGCCUGGUUGGAAAAGCUCAGGCAAUGAAGCAAAAGAUCCAGGAUCUGAAUGCACAGAAGCAUGAGAUGGAAGCUAAGAUAGGAGAACUUGAAACGAAGAUUGCUCAAGAAUCCAAUGGUCAUACCAAGCAACUAGAAGAAAAGGACAGAUCUUUGGAUAAGCUUGCCCAAGACCUGGCUGUAGUCAACCAAAAGAACGAGAGCUUAGAAGCAGAACUUGCUGCAAGGGGAAAGGAAAUGGAGUCUGGUAGAGCGGAGCUAUCUGAAAAGUUGGAAUUGGAGCAUAAAGCUAAGGAGGAAAAAGAUGUUGAGAUUGAGAAACUGCGACAAGAGGUGGAGGAAAUCAAGCAGAAAUCUGAUUCCUUGACGCGGGAGAUUGAAUCAAAGAAUGCGGAACAUGAGAAUAAGAUCAGUGAGUAUGAACAGAAGCUUACAUUCCAGGAGGAGAACCAUGAGAAGGAGCUGAGUAGGAGGCUGGAAGCCCUGGAGGUCCAAAAGAACAGUUCUGUCAAUGAAGUUUCUGCAGAACUUGGAAAGAAAUUGGAGGAGGCCAACGAGUCACUGGGGGCCAAGGAGAAGGUUGUUCAGGAUCUGCAGCUCCGGGAGAAGGAGCUUCAGACAGCUAUGGACUCGCUGAAGAAUAAACUGGAAGGAGACCUCAACUCUGCCAAUGAGAUGAUCCAACAAGAGCGGCAGAGGCAUGAGGAAUUGGUUGGACAGCUUAGGAACAAUGCCCAGGAGCUUGCAGAGAAUAAUAAAAGGUGCAGUGAGGAAAUCAAGGAGUUGGAGAGAACAGGAGCGGAGAAGGAUGCUGCCCUUGAGAAGUUGAAAGAAUCUAUAGCGUCAUUGACUCAGAAUGCAGAAGACUUGCAGAGACAGCUUGCAGAUAAUGUUGCAAAGGUGCAAGAAGAGGUGAAUAAGGGAGAAGAAGCAGUAGCUAAGCUUCAAGAAGAGCUUAAUGGAUCAAAGGCAAUGCUUGAAGCUAAGGAAAAGGAGACCAUUGAGACAAAAUCUACCUUUGAAAUUGCUUUGAAGGAGAAAGAUGAUGAAUUGAAUGCUUCAAAGGCAAAGGCGGAUGAUAUCAAUGUGGAACUUGAAAACACAAGGAAAUCACUAGCCAAUGUAGAACUUAAUUUUGCCAAAACAUCAGAGUCUAAUAUGAAUCUUGAAAAUAGAGUAAGAACACUUGAGGAAUCCAUUGCCAGAAAGGAAGAAGAUCACCAGGAGGCGAUUGCCAAGAAGGAAAGCGAUUUUGAGGAAAGGUUGCAAACAGAGAGGGAGAACCAUGAGAAAGAUGUGGCCAGGAGAGUAGAGGCUUGGGAAGCCCAAACUCAAAGCUCUGUUGGUGAAGUGGCGCAGGAGUUAGGAAGGAAACUUCAGGAGGCAAAUGAUACAAUAAGCCACCUUGAAAAUGACAUUGCAGAUUUGAAAGAAAAGGAACAGUCACUAGCAUCAUCACUUGAAGAAAAUCAAAGCAAGCAUGCAAAAUUUGUGUCAGAUAUGGAAAGUAAGGAAGCUGACCUAAAGGUCAAGGUUGAACAGCUUCAGAAGCAGCAUGAAGACUCUGUCUCCCUACUGGAAAGCAAAGAAAAGGAAAUCAGCAGUAACCUCGCAGCAAUAAAAGAAAAGGAAGCUGAGUUGCAGGAGCGCAAGCUUCGGGAGAAUGAACUGCUUGCCCUGAUCGACAAUGCAAAGACUGAAGGACAGAGUCAGGUCGAGGUUGUUAGCAAGGAAGUUGAAAACUUGCAGAGACAGGUCUCUGAAAAGGAUAACCUGUUGCUUGAGAAAUCCCAAUGCCUGGAAACGGAGGUCAGUGCUAAGAAUAAGGAGAUUCUCUCGCUUCAUGAACAGAUGAAUGCCUUAACAGAAGAAAAGGCCGGAUUGGAACAAAAGGUCAUGGGAUUCUCAAAGUUGGAUGAAGAAAAAGCCCUUGAGGUUGAGAGUCUAAAGGCAACAGGACUUAGGAAGGAUGAGGAAAUAGGAACCCUCAAAGAUGCUUUACAGGACAGGAUUAGACAUGAUGAGAAAGUUGCCACCCAAGUGCAGGAGUUGAAUCAGCAAAACACCAUGCAAAAUGAUGUCUUGGAGUCAUUGCGCAAAGAACUCAGAGAAGCAGUGGAACAGAAGGACUCAGAGCUCCAAAAACUUACUGAGGAAUUCAUGCAAAAAGAGCAGUCUCUGAAAGAAAGCCAUGAAACACACGUUGUAGAGUUACAAGAACAGAAAGAAUUGGAGCUCAAAAAGCUUACUGAGGAUUUCGCACAAAAAGAGCAGUCUCUGAAAGAAGGUCAUGAAACACACAUUGUAGAUUUACAAGAACAGAAAGACUCUGAGCUCAAAAAGCUUACUGAUGAAUUCACACAAAAAGAGCAGUCUUUGAAAGACAGCCACAAAACACAUAUUGUGGAGUUUCAAGAGAAAGUGAAGACUAAGCUUGCCACCUUGCGCAAAGAACAGGCUGAAACUACCCAGGCCAAAGACGAGGAGAUUGAACGAAUUAAAGGUGAAAUGGAGAGUAUGAGAUUAAGCAAUAUGGAAGAGAAGGAAGAACUGAAAAGGAAAGCUGAACAGCAGAUGAUAGAAUUCGAGGAAAAGCUUCAGGAGAAUUCAGAAAAGAGCCAGAGGAGAGAGGCUGAACUACAAGAGCAGCUUGGUGCCCAACAGACCCAACAUCAGGAGGAAGUUGAGCAUUUGAAGAGAGAUCAUGAAGCCAUGCUCCAGGAGAAGGAGACUUCGUUCCAGGAGCAGCUGUCGGGUCUCCUAAAUGAGAAGCAUGUUGGAAUCGAAGAGGUAACCACACAAAUGCAAGCAACUCAUCAGGAACAGUUAGACAGGAUGAACAAUGAGAUGGAGGAGAAACAGAAGGAACUUGAACAAGUGAGGGAGGAAAGUGCAGCGAAAGAAGAAAAGCUGAAAGAACAGUCGGUUCAGAAGUUAAAAGAUCUCAAGGAACAAGCCAAAGCUAAGAUUUCCAAAGUAAUUGCAACUCACAAAGAGGAGGUAGAAUCUGUCAGGGAAGACCUGGAAAAACAGUUAGCGGCUGCUACCACAGAAUUGAGCUCUUUGCAAGAACAGAGGAAAGAGGAAACCGAAAAACAUAAUUUAGAGAGGACUGAACAAUCAGAGAAUAUUGAAAAAUUAGAAAAACAAACUGCAGAAUUACAAGAACAACUCUCUACUACACAAGAAGAGUUAAAAUGUGCAGCAAAUGCACACUUAGAAGAAUCUAAAAAAUUGAGAGAGGAACAUGAAAGGCAAAUUAAAGAUAUGGAAGAGUCAGUUGCCAAACAAAUCCAAAUUGUGUCUGAAAAUGACAAGCACCAUGAGGAGAUCAUCCAUAAUCUUGAGAGUCAGCAUUCAGCAGAGAUGACUGCGAAGGACAAAGAACAGAAAAGCAAUCUUGAGCAACUAGAGCAUCAACACUUUGAGAUGAUUGAAUCAAUGCAGAAGCAAUUUGAGGAAACCCUCCAGACUGUGAAGGCAGAGAAUGCUUCCCUCAAGGAACAGCUUGUCCAUUCUGAGGAAUACAAGUCGAAGGCCAAUGACCUGGUAGACAGUAACCUUGAUCUGCAAGUCAAGCUGAAGGCAUCCGAAGACCAAAUCCAGCUGAUGGAGCGAGAGAUGCAGGACUCUGCAACAUCCUCAAAGAAGCGGUUGAACGACCUGGAGGAGGAGAAGCGGGAAGUGGAGCGGUUACUGCAGCUCCGAGAGGAAGCCAUCACCCAGGGUGACAACAGGGUACAGGAGCUGGAGGACGAGAUCAGCACUCUCCAAGAGACCGCUCAGUCCGACUCCAAGACCAAGCUGGCUGAACUGAAGAAGAAGGCAGAGGCCAAGUUGGUCCAGAUAAAGAACCAGUUCUCUCAGGAUCUGGCCAACCGGCAGAAGGAGAUGGAGGAAGCCAUGGACAUGAAAGAAGCAGACUUUUCUGAAGCUCUGAGAAGGAAGGAAAGUGAGGUGGAGGAGAUGAUGGCAAGGGCAGCCAGCUUGGACAGACAGAUGGUGGCGAUGGAAAUGACCAAUGAGCAGACGGUCUCUAGUCUAAUGAAGGAGAUUGGCGAUCUCAGAGCUCAGAUGCAUGAGGAAAGGGCUUCAGCUGACAUAAUGGUUGUAGAAGCCAGAGACCAGGUGCAGAAGGAGGUCACCCAGCAGGUGGAAUCCCAGAUCACGGCCGUCAGGGAGUCGCUACAAGGGGCGGAGGUUCAGCAUAAGGAAGAGAUCGAGAAGAGGGGUAGAGAGAUGGAGGAGCUCAGGAAUAACUGCAAGGAGCUGGAGAUGAGGCUAGAAACACUGAGUGAGGACCACAAAGCUGAAGUGAAAGAACUAACCCUGGUGCAUGAGCGCAUCCUGAGCACGCUGAAGAAGGAACAGGAGGAGAUCAUCACCAAGAAGGAAGAUGAACUAAACUCCAACCUCAAGAAGAUUCUUAGAGAGAUGAACAUCAAGAUGGCGGAGAAGGAGAAAGACAUGGAGACGAUGAUGAGAGCGACAGUUGAUAAAGGCCAGUCAGUUGAAGAGAGGAUGGAGAAAGAACACAGACAGAUCACCAAUGAGCUGCAGGUCCAGCUGGAUGAACAGUCAAGAGAACUUGAGACAAUCAGUGAGAAAUAUGAAGAACAACUUAAUGCAAAGAAGGAGGAGAAGGAAAAGAUGCGAGCCGAGUACGACGAGCGGAUAUCGUCCAUGAACAUCGACCACCAGGCCGAGAUCAACGAGAUCGAGUUCCGUCUUGAACACCAGGAGAGCCAGCAUCAGAAUGAGCUAUCAGACCUUGAAGCAAGACUUAGGAAUGAGAUGGAGGAUGUGAAGGCUAAACAUCAAGAGGAGAUUGCCAUCAUGCAGCAGGGAAGUUUUCCUACUAGUCUUCAUUAUCUAGACCCUGUUUCUAUGUCACAGAGUGACGGUGAAGGUUUAUCCAGUCAUGAUUUAGAACUUCAGAACGUUACCUUACAGGCUGAACUACAGCAGCUGAGAGGUUUAUUAGCUGAAGUCAAACUCAAGGAAAAGAGAUUAGAAGCAGAGCUUAUAUCAUUACGAGGAGGAGGUGGAGGGGCUAAUAACAUGGUCAAGGCUGGUCCUGUCCUUGCGGAGCCAACUGAAAUUGAGUACCUAAAGAAGGUUCUCUAUGAGUAUAUGAUGGGCAGGGAAACUAAGACAAUGGCUAAAGUAAUAGCCGCAGUGGUCAAGUUUUCAAGAGAACAGACUGAGAAUAUUAUAGCAAAGGAGGAACAAAAACAAGGGCUGGUCCCUGAACAUGUAUGUACUACUGUGAGCCAAAGACUCUCCCGCAACUAUGAUUUGGGCGGCUGGCUACCCAUUGACGACCCCAUCCACGGUCAAGAGGAAGGGCUCCUUGACCUACAGCUACCAGAUGCAGCAGCAUGCAGAGGAGGCGUGGCAGGAGCCUUACCUCCGGGGGGAGGAGCCGGGGCCACCGGAGGAGGCGUGGUCAGCGAAGGGGCGGUGGUGCUGAGACGGAAACGGUCGUCGCGGCGCAAGGGCGGCGUCUGGCGGGGCAGCGCGGUGCUGAGCACUGAUAUCACCUCGUACUACAGCUGCCGGGAGCACAUCAUGUUGAUCGAAGAGAUGCGCAGGUACUCCCAGGUCAGCGAUUCCGGUAACGUCGAGGAAGAAGCGUUUCGGCUCCACUCCAAUGACUUCAUGUGAAUUUAGCCUUCGAUAUGAUCUGCCAUCGUCGAACACACUCCGGCCAGAAUUCACAAAGGAAGUUUAGCGGGCAAGACCAUAUGUCCAACCCUCUAUGUACAUGGGAUGCAUGUAUAUGGAACCUUCCUGAAUUGACUUUUUAAAAGGCACUUAUGUGCCUCUUUUGUCUGCUAUCCAAGCUCAUUUCCAGAGCUGUAAAACCCCUUUGUGAAUUCUGGCCUUUCUGUUCUGCAUGUUUCUGUACAGCAGUAACCGCCACACCAUGCCAGCUAGGUAACUGAAUGAUUCCAAAGCAACUUGUAGUCUUAGCCAUGCUUAAUCAAUGAAAUCGAUAGUCCUGCCAAUUUUCUUGUCAAAUUGAAGGGGGUAUUAAUAAGAUGCAGUUGAACAACAUUGGUAGUAAUAUUGAAUACAUGUGAGUAAACAUGUAAGUUAGUGUCAUUUUUGCCCAUUAUUGCAAAUGCCUCACAUUGUGAGUGGCUCGGAUACUCCAAAGAGAGUGGAGGAUUUGGGCAAUUUCAGUGAAAUCUGAUGAACAUUCAGAGAUAUUGUUCUUACAAUCAUCACCGUAAGGUCAUUCAUUGAGGCAAGAUGAUCCCUGCAGUGAAAAGCUAUGACAAUACAAUAUAUCAUCUAUGUUACUGCCCUAAAGCUUAUGGGGGAGGGAUCCUAGAAAGAAACCUCCAAAGUGAUAAUUUUGUCCUUGCAACUUGGACAGCUAUUCUUUCCAUCUGUCAUAUUCUCCUCACCAAAUUGCUGCCAAUUUGAAAUUCAAUAGUGAUCUUAUUUUCACACAUCCACACCUUGUCUCUACUUUGUCUGAUUUCUUUAAAGACCCAUACCAGAGUUGAAGUGAAAUUGACAAAUAGGAGCUACACAGUACUUGCAUGUCAGUUUUAUGCAUAUUUAUGGCUUGGCAGCUGAGCAUUUUGCAUAAGAAAACUCAAGUUGAAUGGAUUUCAACAACAGGCUUUCUUGUUCUUUUUACCGGCCUCAAGACCAUGUUGGUAAGGAGCACAAGAAAGCCUAUUUUCGAAGCAGGAUAUGGGAUCCAUU